AUGGCCGAGUUUGACCCUAACGUCUGGUACCACAUCUCUGAGGAGAGAGUCACCAACGCAUCUGCGCCCGUUUUCCAUAACACGCUCCAAACGACGACCGAUGGCCUUCGUGUCUUUUCACUCGUCGCCCAGGCCUGGCAGAUGCAGCCCAUCGACAAUGAGCCGGGCCUCUACCUGAUGCGCCACAAUGCUUCCGGCGUUGGUCGACAGCUUUCUGUUUGCUGGGACCCCGAGGAGGACCACAAAUCCAAGACUAUCGCCUGCAUGCAACCCAGCAGCGUUGACGAUGCGCAGAAGCACUACUUCGAAGAAAUUGGCAACACAGGUGCAUUCUUGUGGAAGCCAAAGUCCAACAACUCAGACUACGCCAUGGAUGUCCACCCAGGGUCCAACCUCUUCUUGAACGACCAGAUUCAGGGCGAGACGUCGGAUGCCCAGCACCCGGCGCAGCGAUGGGUGUUCAGCUCGGCACGAGAUGUCAAUGACGGUGCUUGGUCAACCAUCUAUUCGGGGGAAUCCGCCGUCAGCUCGGCUCCUCCUGCGGCCACCACAGCCGCUUCCACCUCCGCAACCAGCACGGCAGCCGAGACAACGCCCACGUCCGCCGACAGCUCACCGGCCGAGACGAGCGGAUCCUCUUCAGCAACGAACGAAUCUUCAGGCUCAGAUGGUGGCGGCGGUGGUAUUACGCCCGGCGCUGCAGCCGGCAUCGGUGUCGGCGCCACCCUCGCGGUCCUGGGCCUCAUCGGUGCGCUCGUCUUCUUCUUCUGGCGCCGACGCAGGGCCGCCCGGGCCGCUGCUGCUUCAGGCGGCAAACCCGAAGGCGGCGACUUUACACACCACAUGCCGCCCUCGCAAGCCACAACGCCGGCCAACGGCGACACAUACACGGCGUCGAACGAGCACAAGACCGCAUACGGGCACCAGAGUGAGCCCGCCGAAGCGCCAUUCCAGCCUAUCCACGAGGCACCAAGUCACCAGUACAACGAACUCGACGCGGCACCGCCCCGUUCAAACGGCAUGAACAGUGUGCAGCAGACACCAGCGACGCAAUACGCUGAGACAAGGCCGUUCUGA
Verticillium alfalfae VaMs.102 is the source of this 1077-nucleotide messenger RNA. RefSeq lists its product as hypothetical. The transcript is spliced from 3 exons. Bases 1 to 1077 code for a protein of 358 amino acids. Lineage: Eukaryota; Fungi; Ascomycota; Sordariomycetes; Glomerellales; Plectosphaerellaceae. The record is from RefSeq and is a predicted model, not a curated record.